AUGGACUUCGAGACACCAGCCUUGCAGGAACUGCAGAAGCAAAAUGUGAUACCAGACGAACCCGCUGAACCGACCUUGGAGAAACCUAAGGAGUCGGACAACAAGUCCGAAGAACCGGUUCAGCCAUCCAACCAACCUGCGGAAGAACCCAAGAAGUCGGUAACUAAGCCGGCCAGGAAGAAGAAGUCGGAUAAGACGACCGAUCAGGUGGCACCGACCACAGAAGUCGAAGUAGCCGACCCGGCAGUCUCACCGACGAAGCCAAAACGGACUUAUAAGAAAAGGACGGUCAAACUAACCGACCAAGCGGCACCGACCACGGAAGUCGAAGUAGCCGACCAGCAGGUCGAACCGCCCAAGCCUAAACGGAAAUACGUCAAGAAACCGAAGCUGACAGCACAACAAGUGCUGGAAGAAACUGAAGUCGCAGAAGACGAAGCCCAUAAAGAAAUUUUCGAAAGAAUUUCGGAAGGACUGGCAGACUCGGAGAAACCGGUCAAAACUGCAACACCAAGAAACCUCAAGCAGCAGUCACGACAGAAGUAG
This is a messenger RNA of Paramacrobiotus metropolitanus, 546 nucleotides long. RefSeq lists its product as uncharacterized. The record is from RefSeq and is a predicted model, not a curated record. The transcript has a single exon. Bases 1 to 546 code for a protein of 181 amino acids. Lineage: Eukaryota; Metazoa; Tardigrada; Eutardigrada; Parachela; Macrobiotidae.